Ilyonectria robusta is the source of this 1075-nucleotide messenger RNA. Its product is annotated as AT DNA binding protein. The record is from RefSeq and is a predicted model, not a curated record. The transcript has 4 exons. NCBI's taxonomy places the organism in Eukaryota, Fungi, Ascomycota, Sordariomycetes, Hypocreales, Nectriaceae. Gene Ontology annotation, cellular component: nucleus. Bases 140 to 1030 code for a protein of 296 amino acids.
CCAGAUCGCAAGUGUGGCUGAGGUGUGGCUGAGAAACACGGUCGCGUCGCAAGAAAUUGCCUGUCGCAUCCAGCGCAUCCAGCGCAUCGCAGCGCAUCCGACACGCUGUCGCCAACUCCACGCAUCAACAACUAUCGCAAUGCCACCCCGUAAGAGAAACGCCCCGUCUGGAGGCGCUGUCGCCGAAGAGCCUGUUCCCAAAAGGCGCUCCCUUCGUUCAGCGACUCGCAGCCAGGCCCAGCCCACCAAGCUUCAACAGACCGUCAAGGAAGAGGACGUAAAGCCAGAACCGAAGCCAGUCAAGAGCGAGAAGAAACCAGCCAAGAAACCCAAGACCAAGCCGAACCCCAAAAAGGCAUCUGAAAAGACACCCAAGACUGAGAAAGUCGACAAGGCCAUCAAAAAGGACCAGACCGACAAGCCCAACGCGAAGGAAUCCUCGGAGACACCGGAUGUCGAUUCCAUCCCCACCCGCAAUCCCAACGCUCCCAAACACGACGGCGAAUGGUACUGGCUCAUGAAGGCCGAACCAGAGACGCGCAUGGAGAAUGGCAUCGACGUGCGCUUCUCAAUUGACGACCUGCGCGCCAAGGAAAAGCCCGAAGGCUGGGAUGGAAUCAGAGCUUACCCAGCCCGGAAUAAUAUGCGCAACAUGAAUGCCGGCGACAAGGCCUUCUUCUACCACUCAAACUGCAAAGAACCAGCCAUUGUUGGCAUCAUGGAGAUUGUCAAGGAGUUUUCCGAAGACCGAACCGCACGCCAACCCGGGACACCGUACUACGACCCCUCGUCCACCAAGGAAAAGCCCAAGUGGGAUCUCGUGCACGUCGAGUUCCGCAAGAAGUUUGCCGUCAAAAUCGGCCUCAAGGAACUCCGCGAGCUGGGCAAGCCGGGAGGGCCGCUGGAGAAUAUGCAGAUGCUGAAGCAGUCGAGGCUGAGUGUGAGCAAGGUGAGUGGGCCUGAGUUUAAGGCUCUGUGCGAGCUUGCAGACAAGAAAGCCAAGGAUGCUGGGUUGGAGCAUGAGGAAUGAGUCUGGGGUCUUUAUAGUGAGCCAAGGAUGCUCAGAGUUCUAUUC